CACGCACAGUUCCGAAUCAGCCUGCCCAUAGUUUUCACACCCCUUAUUCUUCCUUCGUGGCCGUUAUCAAUGUCCGCCCAGCCUUCCCCAGGAUACGCACGCAACUCGGACAGCUCGGCCAAUUCGUCACCUCUCCUACCGUUCAACAACAAACCCUUACCCGCCGACAACGGCUUCGCUGACGAAGACGGCUGGGGCGCAACGGGAGGUUACGAUGAGGGGAGCCCGCAGUACGGAAACAGCUCCCAUGCCGUCAAUCAUGAUCGAGAGAGACAGGAUGAUGGAAUGACAGGGCAAGAUGGACGGGAACAAGGUCGACAGGAAUAUGGACAACAGUCUGAGGCGGGGCCGUCGAGAAAACGACUUCGAUUAGAGGACGGAUAUUCGAACCCCCAUUCUCAUACAAAUUCCAACAACGGGACCCCUCAGCCUCAAAACCCCCAUCAGAAUCAGCAUCAACACCAACAUCAACAUCAGGCACACGCUCAAGCUCACCGCGCCAACCCUAACGACGGCUAUGGCGAUUUCGCCAUCCCGUUCCCGCACCAGAUGCCUCUACCCGACCGUUCGAAAGAGAUCUACCUACUUGGCGUCCAAGAUCCCGAUCUGCGGAAUCGGAGCCCUUAUCAACCUGUACCGAGGAUCAUCAUGCAUAGCAUACUGGGGUUCACGCCGAGGAACGAAGUUAGUAGGGAGAUCGGAGAGUGGUUGUUGGUCACCUGUGGGCAUUUGCCGGGGAAUGUCGAGAUCGAGAUCAAGUUCGGGCAUAUCACAGCAAAAGGACAGAAGGAUAGAUUACGGUUACCAGUGAAGACCGAAGUUUUGUUGGACGAUCGGUCGAUAGAGAUUGGAUUUAGGUCGGAUAUGCCAGAAUGGGCUCACGCAUCGAUGAACAAGCUCUUGAACCAAAGCGCGAGUCAAACUACCGACAAAGCCGGUCAUCCGGAAUACCCUCCCCAUAGCUACUACCCUAUCAAAGCCACCCACCACCGGACCGACGAUACCUUCUACAACCCACUCAUACUCCCCGGUCAAGACCCUAUCAAUUCCCCUACCUUUGUCCAACGUUUCGGCAGGGGCAGGAGGAGACUGACAAAGAGGAGCGGGACGAGCGAGAUCGUCGAGUGCAUGCAAAAGGUCAAGAUCGGGAACGUACACGUUUAUAGUCCGAUGGAGGCGUUCGAUUAUCGGGUCAGCGUGAAUUGCGAAUUCCCUUGUAAAGCGCCUUCCAUCGACGAGCCGUUUAGCGGGUUGAGGAAGAAGGAUCGGGUGACGUAUACGCACAAUUUGUUCCAGAUCGACCUUACUCAGGUCAAGACGUUCGAGGACAACGGCAGUUCAGGGAAGAUUUCUCACGAACUAGAACUCGAGAUCCUCGAUGCAAAACGGUUCUUAGGGUGGGGACACAAGGAGAAACAAGGUGUGGAUCCGGAGAACCGGUGGGAGGAAGCGUUGGAUUGCGUGUUGAACUCGGUCAGGCUCUUGAACAAGAAUUGCUUUAAACCGGCUUAAGCAGGAGCAGGAGCCGAGUGGUAAUACGAGUGUACCGGGAGGAGCGGGUAUGGCUUCACGGCCACCACUCUGGGCCUGAGCAGCUAGUAGGAGAGAGCUACAAGUCGUAGUUGUAGCGAUCAACCAUAUGCAUGACCCAUGACCCCAUG
Molecule: messenger RNA, 1661 nt
Organism: Filobasidium floriforme
Lineage: Eukaryota; Fungi; Basidiomycota; Tremellomycetes; Filobasidiales; Filobasidiaceae
Product: CYTH-like domain-containing protein
Exons: 6
Coding region: 70-1512 (480 amino acids)
Molecular function (GO): polynucleotide 5'-phosphatase activity
Source: RefSeq, a predicted model, not a curated record